AUGUACAAAAAAACCAAACAACAUAUAUUUAAAAAUUAUACAUCACGUCGGAUUACACCAAAAGUUAUUAAACUUAAUAACGAUACUGAUAACACUGAAUAUGAUGGUGAUUAUGAAUACGAAUACCUUAAAACUACAACAACGUAUUUUACAAAACAAAACCAAGGACAAGAAAAAAUUUAUAAUGACAUUAUUGAUAAAGAAUUUAAAAAGAAAGUUAUUAAAGCAACACAAGAUCUUGAAAUACUAAACAAAGAAAUCUUUUAUAAUAAAAAUAGUAUACCACAUCUUUGA
Messenger RNA from Entrophospora sp. SA101, 294 nucleotides. The record is from the annotation of a GenBank genome assembly. Lineage: Eukaryota; Fungi; Glomeromycota; Glomeromycetes; Entrophosporales; Entrophosporaceae.